This is a messenger RNA of Rosa rugosa (rugosa rose), 816 nucleotides long. Its product is annotated as UDP-glycosyltransferase 76C1-like. Bases 1 to 816 code for a protein of 271 amino acids. The transcript has 2 exons. Lineage: Eukaryota; Viridiplantae; Streptophyta; Magnoliopsida; Rosales; Rosaceae. The record is from RefSeq and is a predicted model, not a curated record. Gene Ontology annotation, molecular function: UDP-glycosyltransferase activity.
AUGUACGCCGAGGGGAUGGUGGCCCAGCAGACCGUAGUGGACCCUGAGACACUGGCGCUAAGCCAGUCAGAGGUUCCCGUCUUGUUGCAGAUGCCGCUGCACUCGCACCUUGGCGAUGAUGGGCUGCCCGCCGUUCAAGGGGCCGCCACAGCGGCUGCGACGAAGGAGAGGGUACCCGCCAACCGGCGUGGUGCUCAGAAAGAAAAGCCGGUGCCGCCGGCAGGGAAUGUGACCGCCCCAAGGGAGGACCCGCCGCCGAGGGUGACGAGGGCUGCUGGCGGAAAUACCAGGGGACUAGCCAACAGCAAGCAAUCCUUUUUGUGGGUGGUUCGACCCGGGUUAGUUCAAGGUUCGGAAUGGCUAGAACCACUGCCUAGUGGUUUUCUUGAGAGCUUGAAUGGAAUGGGACACAUUGUGAAAUGGGCACCCCAAAAAGAGGUGCUUGCCCAUCAAGCUGUUGGAGUAUUUUGGACUCACACUGGUUGGAAUUCUACAUUGGAGAGCAUCUGUGAGGGAGUCCCUAUGAUUUGUAUUCCAUUUUUUGCUGAUCAAAUGGUGAAUGCAAGAUACGUAAGCGAUGUUUGGAAAAUAGGAUUGCAGCUAGAGCUUGGUAUCAAGAGAGAAGAAAUUGAAAGAGCAAUUAGAAGAGUUAUGAUGGAGAAAGAAGGGGAAGAGAUAAGAGAUAGGGUGUCAAAGCUGAAGGAUAUGGCAAAUCUUUGCCUGAAACAAGGUGGCACUUCAUACCAAUCUUUGGAUGGCUUGAUUAAUCAUAUCUUAUCACUAGAAUCAUUAAUCACAAAACUUACAAGUCAGUGA